Ipomoea triloba (trilobed morning glory) is the source of this 1280-nucleotide messenger RNA. Its product is annotated as chaperone protein dnaJ 6-like. The transcript is spliced from 8 exons. The coding region runs from base 154 to 1014 and encodes 286 amino acids. The record is from RefSeq and is a predicted model, not a curated record. Lineage: Eukaryota; Viridiplantae; Streptophyta; Magnoliopsida; Solanales; Convolvulaceae.
CAAAUGGCGGGAAUAAAGAAAGAUACAAACCCGGCAUGGCGGGAAUGGAAUUUAAUGUUUGUAUAUAAACCGUUGGAUCCGAAUAAUGUUGUCUCAAGUUAAUCAUUUCUAAAUUGCGUACAGUGUGGGUUUAAGCAUUCCUGGGCUGCUGUAAUGGGGAGGCGAGAGAAGGCCCCUAGGGUUUCUGAAGAAAACUCGGAGGAAGAAGACGAAGAAAUGGAGGAAGAUCAAGAAGCAGCGCACGCUUCUGCUUCAAACGGGAAGAGCCUCUACGAGAUUCUUGGGGUGGGAAGAUCAGCAUCUCAGCAGGAAAUAAAGAAGGCAUAUUACAAGCUGGCUUUGAGACUGCAUCCUGAUAAGAAUCCUGGUGAUGAGGAAGCUAAGGAGAAAUUUCAGCAGCUGCAAAAGGUGAUUGCUGUUCUUGGUGAUGAGGAGAAAAGGGCAGUUUACGAUCAAACUGGUUGUGCUGAAGAAGCCGACCUUGCAGGAGAUGCUAUCCAGAAUUUGAAGGAGUUUUUCCAAGCCAUGUACAAAAAGGUCACUGAAGCUGACAUUGAAGAGUUUGAAGCUAAUUAUAGAGGCUCUGAUUCGGAGAAGAAAGAUCUGAUUGAUCUUUACAAGAAAUGCAAGGGUAACAUGAGCAGGCUCUUUUGCUGUAUGCUUUGCUCAGAUCCUAAAUUGGAUUCACAUCGUUUUAAAGAUAUUAUUGAUGCGGCAAUAGCAGCUGGUGAUCUGAAACUAACAAAAGCUUAUGAGAAAUGGGCCAAGCAAGUAUCUGAAAAAAAGCCACCUACAAGUCCUUUAAGACAGAGGCAGAAGUCUAAUAAAGGGUCUGAAGAUUUAUACGCUAUAAUUUCUCAGCGGCAAAAUGAGCGGAGAGACAAAAUGAAUUCUCUGUUCUCAUCCCUUGCGAGCAAGUAUGGUGGCGAUCAAUCUACCCCAGAGCCCAGUGAAGAAGCAUUUGAAGCUGCUAGGCGGAAACUUGAGAGCAAGAAGAAAUCCAAGCGGAAGUAAUUCUAAUAUGGUAUUUGGUUUCUGCACCUGUUCCACCAAAUUUGGGUUAUCUAGUGUUAAUAUUUCAGUGAUGAAUAUUAGGGUAAUGUAAAUGUUGAAAGAUGUGUUUGAUAUCCAUCUCAAGCUGAGAGAUAAUGACACUACCAGGGUUUGUACCUUCUCAAAUGGAUAUGUUGUGUUACAUGUACUUUAUGGAGUCAUUUGACAGGUGAAGAAGAAAGAGCAUGAACUGAAGCUAGCUAGUGUUUAUCAUUUUGUAUGGUCCA